Molecule: messenger RNA, 1227 nt
Organism: Melampsora larici-populina 98AG31
Lineage: Eukaryota; Fungi; Basidiomycota; Pucciniomycetes; Pucciniales; Melampsoraceae
Exons: 7
Coding region: 1-1227 (408 amino acids)
Source: RefSeq, a predicted model, not a curated record
AUGGCGACACCGACGAUGCCAACCCCUUUCCGCUCAGCUGGGAACCAAAUCGUAUCCCAACUGGAAUCCAUCGCCGAGUCGUUUGGCAGUCUAGCUCCGCCUACUAAUACGCAAACGACCAAUACUCAACCAAGUCAAAAACCAGCGGCUCCCGUUAGUACCCAAGCAAGCACUACCGUUCAGGCACAGGAUGUACGGAAACGGCGAAACACUAAGACCAACAAUAAGAAGAGCAAAAAGAACAAGGUCAACAGUGACAACACCGCACCACGAGAUAUCAACGUCGCCGACAUAAUCGCCGAGAACAAGACUGCCGUUGAGCUCAGGUGCUUAGCUGAAAAGCAUGCCCAGACUGGCAUGAGCCAAGAAGUAUUUCAAUCCGUACUGAAUUUUCAUGAAGAAAUCCAAACCCUCAUAGCUAUUAAGGCCCUCGAGCUUGGAACUACGGUCUCGGUCAUCGAAGAGAUAUUUAUGUGGGGUUUUGUAUUACACAUAGCCGGCGGCAUAGGCAGUGGAGAGGCUAUGCGUGAAUUGAGUGCUAAAUGGGCCGAGAUGGAACCAAGCGAAAAGGACACCUAUAAGAAAGUAACGGAGGAUACAAGCCACCUCGACGAAGGACUGGCCGAAUUAGAUUUUGGACAACAAGCUCGAGAUGAAAUCCUCCAGCCCCGUACCACCAUUUUGCAGAAUCCUCGCUGUCUCAAAACACAGAAAGAAGCUGCCGUUCGCCUAUUGGACAAAACUUUGGUCAAGUGCAUUCCCGUUGCAAAAGCCAACGGUUUCGAGGUGGCCAUCAUUGCGGUCUCUAGGCACAUUGCGAAACACAGCUUCCAGCUAACAAAGAAUACUAUUGGAAUCGACAAAGCCCUCGAAAUCAUAUACGAAAAAGAUGGUGAGAAAGCAUUACCUGUACAGUUGCAAUCAUACAUAGUGGGUAAGACACCUGCUGCGAUGACAGCGGACUUAGAAAAUAUAGGCAAAAGGUAUCAAUCCCGUGUUGUUCACGCACUCUCGGCAUUCCUAAUGGAAACCACUGGAUUGAAGAACUGGCCUUGGAGCAAGUGUGACAAGACUCUUGCAGACGCCGGAUACAAACUGAAGUUAUUACCAGGUGCUCGAUCAGACAUCAAUACCUUCAAGACAACCAGCAAAGCCCUCAAUCAAGCCAAGCUUGUAUCUAUCAAAAAAGAUCUCCAGGAGAACUUGAUCCAUCAAUACUCAAACUAG